This is a messenger RNA of Parasteatoda tepidariorum (common house spider), 5617 nucleotides long. NCBI's taxonomy places the organism in Eukaryota, Metazoa, Arthropoda, Arachnida, Araneae, Theridiidae. The record is from RefSeq and is a predicted model, not a curated record.
AUCAGGCAUAGACCAAAAAGCUAGGGAGAGCUGAAAUUUGGUUCUUCCAUACAAUGACCAAUUUGGAUCUAGUUCAGCCAUGAUGAAAACGAAACUGCAAACAAUAUGGCUAGCAUUAGCAUUCCUUAUGACGAAAUAAACUUUUUCCUUUUAAUUAUUUUCCAUUUCCAUUAGAAUUUGAUUUUGUCUGUAUAACUUAUUUUAAACAAAUAUUUUCCCUUGAUAUUACUUAUGAAGUGUUUCAUAAUUUUUUACCUCAGCUUUAUUACAUUAUAAAAAUAUUUUUUUCUUGUAUAGCUCGAUUGUUAUAAACAGUGUUGUUUAAAUGCAAAUAUUUAAAUAAAAAUGGAAUCUGAUGUUAGUAAUGACAAGUCUGUGACUGAAGAAUGUUAUAUUUGUGGUUUUGUGUGCAGUUCCAGACGUAUGUUAGGACAUAUACGAAGUCAUACGCACGUAGAGAUUUUUGAAUGUGAGAUAUGUGGAGAUCGCUUUGCAUCGAAAAAAACUUUGCAAAAACAUUAUAUAACCCAUAAGACACAUUUUAUUUGUGAACAUUGCAAUAAAAAAUUUGUAGAUCCUGAACGUUUGAGAUCACAUAUAUGUUUUAAUCCUGAAGAAAACUAUACUUGUGAAACUUGUGGUAAGGAGUUUGUUCAUCAAAGCAGAUGGAUGAAACACAUUGCUACCCAUUCAAAAGAUAAAGCAUUUAAGUGUCAAUAUUGUUCUAAAGGAUUCCGAUAUAAACGAAAUCUCACAGCUCAUAUAGCCAAGCAUCCUGUUGAUGAGGAUGGUAAUAUAAAAAUUGAGUCAACUGAGCAAAAGAUCUUCACCUGUGAUGUAUGCAAAAAAGAAUUUCCUAAUAAAAGAAAUCUUGAACGGCAUCAUUUGUCUCAUACUGAUGAAAAGCCUUUUAUAUGUCAAGUAUGCAACAGAGGUUUUACUCUAAAGCAUAAUAUGGAAGUUCAUGAGCGUCUUCAUUAUCUUAAUGAAAGACCACAUCAAUGUCAAAAAUGUGGGAAGUGUUUCAGCCGAAGAUCAAAUUUAAAAGUACAUUGUGCUAUGCAUUUGCGUCAUGAGUUAGGCUUGCCUGCACCCAAACAAAAUAAUGGAAAAGUUUUUCCUUGUGAUAUAUGUCAAAAAAGUUUCAUUUCUAAAAGAAACCUCAUUCAACACCAAGUUACUCAUACUAAAGAAAAACCCUAUGUUUGCCAAUUUUGUAACCAAAGAUUUUCUUAUGACUCUUGUUUAAAACGUCAUUCUUAUCUUCACACUGAAGGGGCAUUUCGAAGAAGGCCUAAAUAUUCAAAAAAUAGAAUUGUUGUCAUUGGCCCUGAUGGUGAAAUAGAUACUAAGCCGUUUAUUUGUCAUGUGUGCCACGCUGCAUUUAAUGAAGAAAUUGAAUUAAAGGCCCACAGGAAAAGUUUUUGGCAAGUUCAUAACUAUAAGUGUUGCAAGUGCUUACAAGUUUAUAAGUGUAAAAAAAAGCUUAAAGAGCAUGAAAAAAUCCAUGACAUUGGCUCUACUUCAAAACCAGUCGUUUGUGCUUUAAAAGUUGAUGGUAGUAAAAGUACUGAGUCUGAAAGUGAUACUAUAGACACUGAAACUGAAUGUGGAGAAUCCAGUAUGAACUCAGUUAGUUCUCUGAGAAAUGAAACGAAAAAUAUUGAAUAUGAAAGUGACAUAGUAGAUAUAGAAGAAGAAGAAUCCUUUCUAAGUCUAGUUGUAUGUGCUCCAAGUUUGGAAAAUAAAAACAUCGAAUCUGAAAAGGAUAGUAAAGGUGUUGAGAUUGAAGAUGAAGCCACGAGUUACACUAGCAGUGAGAAUUAUUUAAAAAGUAUUUUAAAUAAUCCCGUACGAUUGAGAUCGCAUAUAUGUUUUAAUCCAGAAGAAAACUAUACUUGUGAAACCUGUGGCAAAGAAUUUGUUCAUCAAAGUCGUUACAUGAAACAUGUUGCUACCCAUUCUGAAGAGAAAGUUUUUACUUGUAAAUAUUGCUCCAAGAGUUUUCAACAUAAACGAAAUCUUACGCGACAUAUGACAACUCAUUCUGAACACAUUGAAGAAGGGCAACAAAUAGACGAAAUUGAUCAAACCUACUCUUGUGACGUAUGCAACAAAGAAUGCUCUAACAAAAGUCAAUUGGAGAGACAUUACAUGUCACACUCUGACGAAAAGCCGUACAUAUGUUUAGUAUGCAACAGAGGUUUCAAAUAUAAAGGAGAUAUGAAGUCGCAUGAGAAACUUCAUUUUCAACAGAAAGGACCCCAUGAAUGUGCAAAGUGUGGGAAAUGCUUUAGUCGAAGAUCUAAUUUGAAAGUGCACUAUAAUAUGCAUUUACGGCGGGAGUUGGGUUUACCUACCUUAACUUUUCACAAUGGCAAGACAUUCACUUGUGACGUAUGUAAUAAGAAUUUCAUUUCUGAAAAGGUUCUUACUCAGCAUCAAGUUACUCACACAAAGGAAAAGCCUUAUGCUUGUCAAUACUGUGAGCAGAGGUUUUCUCACGAUUCUUGUUUAAAACGACAUUCUUAUCUUCAUACCGAAGGAGCAUAUAGAAAAAGACCCAAGUAUUCGAAAAAUAGCGAAGUUACAAGUGGUCCUGAUGACGAAGAUGAUUCUCGGUCAUAUGUCUGUCAUGUGUGCCAGGCUACCUUUGAAGAAGAAAUUGAAUUACGCGUACAUAGGAAAAGUUUUUGGCGACUUCAAAAUUAUAAGUGUUGCAAGUGUUUUCAAGUAUAUAGGUGUAAAAAGAAACUUAGAGAACACGAAAAAGUUCACGAUGUUAGCUCCACCUCAAGUCCACUUGUUUGUGCCCUAAGGGUCGAAGGUAGAAACACUGAAUCGGAAGGUGACACUAGAGAUGCUGAUGUGGAAUAUGAAGAAUCAAGUUCGAGUAUUUUUAUUGGCACUGUAUCUAUGGAUAGUACUGAAUCUGAAACUGAUACCAGAGAUGUUGAACUGGAAAGUGAAGAAUCCUGCUCAAGUCAGACUGAGCAUGCCCUGAGAAUCGAGACUGAAUCUGAAAGUGACAGCAGAGAUGUUGUGGUAGAAGAUGAAAAUUCAAGUUCUAGCACUCAGAAUUAUCAAAAUUAUGAAAAAAGUUUCACCAAAAAAUCACUUGAAGAAUGUUAUAUUUGUGGUAAACUUUGUGAUAACAGGCGUAUAUUAUCUCAUAUUCGAACACAUACCAAUGUUGAGGUUCAUGAAUGCCAAGAUUGUGGUAGUCGAUUUGCCUCGAAAAAGUCUUUGCGGCAGCAUUCUCUGACUCAUACAACGCAUGAUACAUGUAAUGCAUGUAAUAAGAAAUUUAAUGAUCCUAACUCGUUGACGCAACAUCGUUGUAUUGAAGCUAAAGAAAAAAAGCAUUUUUGUAAGACUUGUGGGAAACGAUUCUAUCAAAUAAGUGGUCUCACGAGGCACACUGUUACCCAUUUAGCUGAAAAACCCUUUGCGUGUGAUGUAUGUGAUAAACGAUUUGCUCAGAAAGGUAACCUAACUGUUCAUUAUGCCAAGUAUAAUAGCAAUAAAUGUGCUCAAACUGUCAAACUAAAACCUUAUAAAUGUAAAUCGUGUUCUAAAAGCUUUUCUUUAAAGGGAAAUCUUAAAAGACACUUCAUUUCCCACUCUAAAGAAAAACCAUUUCCAUGUGAAAUAUGCUCUAAGUCUUUUGCAUAUAAGGAUCAUCUUAAAGCACAUCUUUGUUUACAUACUAAUGAUGUUAAACUAUACCACUGUGAAUAUUGUGAUAAAAUCUUCAAUCGAAAAUUCAAUCUUAAAGUGCAUUAUGAAAUGCACAAAAGAAAAGAGUGUGGAGAACCUGCUCCUAAAAGAGAGCAAAAAAACAUAUUUACUUGUAAACUAUGUUUUAAAAGUUUUCCAUCUAAUAGAAAUUUGCAGAGACAUCAAAUAUCACACACUGAUGAAAAACCUUAUGUGUGUGAACUUUGUGGUAAAAGUUUUGCUUAUAAAUCUUAUUUAAAAGUUCAUAAACUGCAUCAUGCUAGUGAGAAAAAAUUUAAGUGUGAUGAAUGUGGAAAAUCUUAUUAUGAUAAAAGAGUGCUGAAUCAACAUAUUAAAAGGCAUAAGCCACCGACUAUUAUUUGCUCAGUGUGUGGUUAAGGUUUCUAUGCACCAGCUGAGUAUGAUCGCCAUUAUAUUAUUCAUGCUAAUGUGAAACCUUAUAUCUGUCAUAUUUGUCAUAAAGGAUUUUCUCAAUGCGGUCAUUUAAAGAAGCAUUAUAUUUGCCAUGUAAAACAGAAAGAUCAGUAUUUGAAACUGAAAGGAAAUUAUUUCGAUGAUAGUGUAAAUGAGUCGAAGGAAAGUGGCAAUAAAAAAACAUGUAAAAAAGUAGCAGAAAAUAUUCAUUUAAUAAAUAAGCAGGUUAGAAGUUGUCAUGAUAAUUUAAUAAAUGGAGUGAAUGAAAAUUGUGAUGAUGAUUUAAUAAAUGAGCUGAAUGAAAAUUGUGAUGAUUAUUUAAUAAAUGACCUGAAUGAAAAUUGUGAUGAUGAUUUAAUAAAUGACCUGAAUGAAAAUUGUGAUGAUUUAAUAAAUGACCUGAAUGAAAAUUUUGAUGAUGAUUUAAUAAAUGACCUGAAUGAAAAUUGUGAUGAUGAUUUAACAAAUGAGCUAGAAGAAAAAUGUGGUGAUUUAGUAAAUGUGCUGCAUACAAAUUGUGAUGAUAAUUUAACAAAUGAGCAGAAUAUUAAUUGUGAUGAUAAUUUAACCAAUAAGUUUGAAGAGAAUUUAUGUAAAACUAAUUCUAAGUAUGAAUUGAAAACAAGGUAUUCUAACGAAAUUGUAAGGGAUAAUUUGCAAAGAAAAGACUGUAAUAGAGAUGUUUUAACUGUUUAUGAUCAAAUAAAUUAUGAAAAUAUUUUUAAUAUUUCAAAGAAACUAUCAAAUGUUCAUGAUGAUGAUAUAUUAGAUGUCAAGCUAAAUAAAAAAUCAGUUAUUAAAUCUUAUGAUUUUAAUGAAUUAUCUUGUGCAUUAUCUUUUAGAUGUAAUUUGUGCAAACAAUACUUUGUUUGCAAAAAAGAAUAUGAAAAACAUACAAGUGGCCUUUUUUGUUGUGUGUCUAAUAGUGAUUGCAAUCUUAAAAGAAGUAUUAAUGAAAAUAAAUUGAUCCCUAGUACUUUUUCUACUGGCAAACCUUUCAUAUGUAUUCUCAAAAGGGAAAGUUAAUUUAAGCAUGGUUCGUUUUUAUAGAACCACAUAGUUAGAAGUAACAUCUAGAUUUUUUCACACUAGGUGAAAAUAAUCUCUCCAAUAGAAAUUAUUUUUACUUGUUGUAAAAAAACAACAAUAUUAUUCUGUUUUGGAGUGUUGGAAAAAAAAAAUCUGAAAUCUAGAUCCUAAUCUAGGAUAACUAAUUUAUUACGAAUGCAUACAAUUUUCAAUAGCUUUUUGCAUUUUGGUAAAAAUGUGAUUUUUAAGCUCACAAAAAUACAAUUUGUAUCAAUAAUUGUUUUGGAAUUAUUAAACCCCAAAACAGAUACAAGUUAGUCUGUAUGUCAAAUCUAUCAAAUUUUUAUUUCCAAUAAAAUAAUUAGUUUUUUUAUAACUUUUCCAAAGUUGUACAUCUGAAUGACUCAUGUUUCACAAUAAAUGUUUUAUAAUG